UGCUCCUGCAAGCACAUCUCGUGUCGGUGACUCUCCGUGCUUUCGUAAAGCUCGACUUCGGUAUCUGGUCCUUCCAUUAACUACAGAUGCGAUAGGGACUCUUUUGUGUGUAAAAACCUUCCAAGCAUCCACCUUAAAUAUUCAGUGGGUAGUUUCUUCAGUGAUAACGCCGCAUAAAGUUGUUCUAAAGUUUCCUGGCUGGCGUCAAGAAACUAUGCGUUCUGUAAUAAAGUUCCUUCCAUAUUUUUGUGGCAUGGAGUACUUUGUACUGCGAACACAAGGAGGAGUGAAGAGAUCCAGGCAUGAGGACGAGAUGCGAUAGUUUAUACGACCUCAAGAUCUCAUCAUGUCUGCGGCCACCCCCACCAUCUUUCUGCUCAACAGCACCUCCACUCAUCAAAGCAAGGACGAGCAGAGUGAAGUGGACUACAGCUUGCUGCUAUGGGGGCCCAAGAGAGACACUCUGUGGGUGGUAGUGCCCGUCACUGUCUAUUACGUCAUCAUCUUCAUCAGUGGAGUCGUAGGCAAUGUUUGCACCUGCGUAGUCGUGGCCCGCAACAAGCACAUGCACACCGCCACCAACUACUACCUCUUCAGCCUGGCCAUAUCGGACUUGCUACUGCUGGUGUCCGGCAUGCCUACGGAGAUGUAUCACAUCUGGUCCAAUUAUCCCUACGUUUUCGGGGAGACAUUCUGCGUGCUAACUGGGUUCGCAUCCGAGACCUCCACGAACGCAACGGUGCUCACCAUCACCGCCUUCACGAUCGAGCGAUACGUCGCCAUCUGUCAUCCUUUCCUCUCUCACACCGUCAGCAAGCUGUCUCGCGCAGUCAAGUACAUCAUGGUCAUCUGGGUGCUGUCCCUGUGUCUGGCAGUGCCUCAGGCUAUCCAAAUGGGAAUAUUUUACCCGCUAGAUGACAAUGGGAAUAUUGAGACCGAAGAGUACUCCGCGUGCACAGUGAAGUACUCGAUUAUUCCAUACUCCUUCUUCGUGUCAACGGUGGUGUUCUUCCUGACGCCCAUGACGCUGAUCACCGUGUUGUACGUGCUAAUUGGGGUGAGACUCCAUCGGUCCAGCCAGAUCACGGAGGGCGGUUCCCAGCGGCGGCGAGCUCUUCUCAGUGACAAGGAAGCGCCCCUGGUGGUGCGGGGCAGUCAGCGUAACGGACCUCACAGCAAGUCUACCAAGCGGGUCGUCAAGAUGCUUGUGGCCGUGGUGGUGGCAUUCUUCGUCUGCUGGGCACCUUUCCAUUUGCAGCGACUGCACUCGGUGUUCGGGUUCGCUGGCGACGACACCACCCACACAGCGUACCUGGUCCACAAGGUGAUGACUUAUGCCAGCGGGAUCUUCUACUAUCUGUCCACCACCAUCAAUCCCAUCCUGUACAACAUCAUGUCGCUCAAGUUCCGACAGGCCUUCAAGAGUACUCUGACAAAGUGUCUUGGUCGAGACCGUCUGCGACACUCAGGAGAUUUGGCGAGCUGCGGGGGUGGCAGUUUGGGCGCAGGUAGGUCACCCUUUGCCGCCAUUUCCCGGUGUUCUUCCAGGAACAACAACAGUGUGAGCAGCGGCAACAGCUACGUGGAUCCAGGGGCCGAUCUUAGCAAGCGUCCGCUCGUGGUCAGCUUCCGGCGCAGGAGUGCCAGGACCUCCGUCAGUUCUCUGGAGCCUUCGGAGCGGAAGAGGUGCUGUGAGCCGCCCCCACCCUGCCUCGCCAACCAUCGACCACCACCCCCACCCGUGACACAGCCCCAGCCGGUAUCCGCCCCUGUGGCCCGUGAACCUCGCGUCGAGGACAUCGAGAUCUUCCAGGAGUGUCAGCUCAAAAUACAGAGCUCCGUCCGUCGUUCGGCCUCCACCCUCAGACAGGACAAAGACAAGACAGAGGCCGAGGAGGGACAGGACCCACUCAGGAUAGUUCGAAAGUCCUUUACUGUACCUUGUCUGGUGCUGCACUGAACUCUCAGGAUGACAAUAAUCGGUCAAAAAUUGAUCUGUCUACUAUAAGCCCUAAGGGCUAACUAUGUGUUCUUUGACAGACAAGAAUAACCAUAUGUGUAUGCUGCGCUUUCCUCUAAGAGUUUUCACUUAGCAUAUAUCAUCAAAAUAAACUACUUACGGAAUUAUUUUACACUCGCAUCUGUAAAUAAUCUCCAAUCUAUUAAAUCGCUAUUUUUUUUUUCUAUUUUAUUCAAAGCAUUUAAUAUCAUACUGUGUGUGUGAAAUAUUUUUGAAAACAGUCUCGGAACAUUUUUCAGUACUGAACUAUAAUUUACGUAGUAAAUGGUGCUUCAGUAGUUGUGUAUUGCACCAUUAAAAACUACAUACUGUUACUUCUUAAGGUGAAAAUAUUUUAUUCUUGUACAGUACAGUUUUUAUUGUUGUAUUAAAUUAUUUAUAGUAUUAUUGUGUUACUUAAUGUCCUCAUUUGUUGUUAUAACAUAAUUGUAUUGUGAUAUUUGAUUCAUAAUCAAAGACCUUUAAUUUUUUUUGACAGCAUAAUUCAACUAAGUGAAAAAAAUUUAUAAUUUCUUUAUGUGAAUUGUUCUCUGUUUGGAAUACAUUCUGGUACAUGUACAGUUGUUUUAGUCUAUAAACGGUUCGUAACAAACUUAUUUACAGCUUUCAGACGGGUUAAAAGUUGCAAUUCAUUGUACAGCAGUGCACUUAGUGUACUAGUAUUUGUUACUGUAUAUAAAUUGUAAUGUCAUUUCUAAACUCUUAGAACUAUAAGGCUAAUUGUGAUAAUUUGUAGACAAACUUGUGUAAAAAGUGGUUAAUUGUAAAUAAAGAAUUGCUUCUUAAAGCAGUUAAAAUUUGUUUAACUGUGUCUGUACACGUCCAUGGGUGCUGUGACUGUUAUAUUUUUGAAUUGAAUUGGAAAUUUGGUGCUGUAGUUUAAACGUGAAAAUAGUAUAUGUUAGUUUUUCUAUUCAGGCUACAUGAUACUUAGUAAGUUAUUUGUAAUAAACUUUGUUGUUUGCAAAAUAUA
Molecule: messenger RNA, 2993 nt
Organism: Homalodisca vitripennis (glassy-winged sharpshooter)
Lineage: Eukaryota; Metazoa; Arthropoda; Insecta; Hemiptera; Cicadellidae
Product: pyrokinin-1 receptor-like
Exons: 7
Coding region: 347-1960 (537 amino acids)
Biological process (GO): neuropeptide signaling pathway
Cellular component (GO): plasma membrane
Molecular function (GO): neuromedin U receptor activity
Source: RefSeq, a predicted model, not a curated record